Megalobrama amblycephala (Wuchang bream) is the source of this 1674-nucleotide messenger RNA. RefSeq names its product Yip1 interacting factor homolog B (S. cerevisiae) (gene yif1b). NCBI's taxonomy places the organism in Eukaryota, Metazoa, Chordata, Actinopteri, Cypriniformes, Xenocyprididae. Gene Ontology annotation, cellular component: endoplasmic reticulum-Golgi intermediate compartment; COPII-coated ER to Golgi transport vesicle; endoplasmic reticulum membrane. The transcript is spliced from 8 exons. The coding region runs from base 172 to 1083 and encodes 303 amino acids. The record is from RefSeq and is a predicted model, not a curated record. Gene Ontology annotation, biological process: endoplasmic reticulum to Golgi vesicle-mediated transport.
UCUUGACCCGGAAGUGAUGUCUGCGGAGAGUUUUCCUGCUAUUUUUGCGGUGCUAAUUUUAGUUUCGCUACCGGCAGCUUCUCGCGUAUUCGUCUGAAUGUGUGGAUAAAUAUUUAUAUAUGUCUUUCGUAAGCUUACUAUUUAAGUAAAGACACAUUGUUUCGAGGAGAGAUGGAGUUUUUGAACCAGAGUGGGUCCAGACAGCGUAAGUUACAGCCGAAGAUCAGGAUGAGAGGCACCACGAUGGACCCCAGUGACCCCAGUCCGUUAUUUGAGGACACUAGUGCCGGGGUGAACAAACACGAUCACAGCGGUGUGGGAAAAGGGCCUGAUGUGUAUCCAGGACAGGCCUUGCUGUCGGACCCCAUGUCUAACCUCGCCAUGGCCUACGGCAGCAGUCUCGCCUCCCACGGCAAAGAGAUGAUGGACAAGAACCUGGAUCGAUUCAUCCCCAUCUCUAAGUUAAAGUACUAUUUUGCAGUAGACACGGUUUAUGUUGGCAAAAAGCUUGGACUGCUGGUUUUUCCCUACAUGCAUGAAAACUGGGAGGUGAGCUAUCAGCAGGAUACACCAGUUGCACCACGGUUUGAUAUCAACGCCCCUGAUCUGUACAUUCCCGUGAUGGGUUUCAUUACGUAUGUCCUGGUUGCAGGACUGGCUCUGGGCACACAGAACCGGUUUUCUCCAGAGAUUCUUGGGAUUCAGGCCAGCUCGGCCUUGGUGUGGCUCAUUAUCGAGGUUUUGGCUGUGCUCCUCAGUCUUUAUCUGGUGACCGUUAACACUGACCUCACCACCAUCGACCUGGUGGCCUUUUCUGGAUACAAAUAUGUUGGGAUGAUUGUGGGAGUUGUGGCAGGACUUCUGUUUGGCCGGACCGGAUAUUACCUCUCACUGCUGUGGUGCUGCAUCUCUAUUUUUGUCUUUACGAUUCGGACACUACGGUUAAAGAUCCUAUCUGAGGCCGCUGCGGAGGGACGGUUAGUGCGAGGAGCCAAAAACCAGCUGCGAAUGUACCUGACCAUGGCCAUCGCUGCAGCACAACCUGUGUUCAUGUACUGGCUGACCUUCCACCUGGUCAGAUAAGAACCGCGGAUGCCGUCGAGGAACGGCCAUGUUGUUUCUACCACAAACGAAAGCUCCUCGUCUAUAGAGACAUACGCCUAUUUGCACACGUAAUAAUAAACCAAUGGACACGCGUUGUGCAGCCUCAUAGCACAAUAUGAAUCAUCUGAACUGUAAUUGCCCAGCUGUCUUUUGUAUGUUUUUGGUUUGUACAUUUCUAGGAGUUUUUGUUGGCUUUUGUUUUGUAUAAUGUACAGUGUAAUUGUGUUUUAAAAAGAAUGUCAAUGUCUUUAUGUUUGCAAACAAAAGGGGUUGUCCAGAUGCUAUGACUGUGCCAGGCCGCCGAACACCUGUCGUGUAUGUAAAUGUUUUAUAACCACAAACCGAAUGAAACCGGCUCUGUACGAUGUCUGUUGUGGAUGUGUAUUGAUUGCUUUGAAAUUAGUAAAUCGCUCUUUCUUGUUGCCACUGUAACAGAUGCAUAAAGAGUCUUAAGGUCAGACAGCCUUCAUGCUUAAUGCAGUUUUUUACAAACUUGCUUCAUACAUUUCAGGGUCAAUUGCAGUUUUUUCUUUCAUAAAACGGACAUGAAAUAAAUGGAUGUUCUCAGGA